Messenger RNA from Klebsormidium nitens, 1230 nucleotides. The record is from the annotation of a GenBank genome assembly. NCBI's taxonomy places the organism in Eukaryota, Viridiplantae, Streptophyta, Klebsormidiophyceae, Klebsormidiales, Klebsormidiaceae.
AUGCUCGAGAGAGCACGGCCCCAAGAAGCUUUCCGCAGCUCAGAGAAGAGCCCCGUAUGGCGCUUUGAGGGGGCGAAAAGUGUGAUGAGACAGUCCGUGACAAGAGCGACGGAGAAGCGGUGCAAGAGCCACGAGGAGCUGUUCAGUGGGCACACGUGGCACGGCGCGCGCGAGCGCGCGCGGCUGGAUGACGUGUACGACCUGGGGCGCGUGGCGGAGGAGAAGUUCCUCCGGGCGGUUGGGUUGAAGUGGAUGCUCAACCAGGGUGUGACCAAUCAUUGGGCGGACUGGCUCCCGUGCGCGCAUGCGGCCUUUCCGUUUGGUGCUGUUCCGGCGGACAGGCUCCAGCGGAUUCGCCGAGGAGAUACGACCAGAAUUGUGCGACCGGAACGCGUCCCGUUCUAUUCGUCUCAGGCGCAUUGCUGUGGAAAAACUGGCGGAGUCCAAUUGACCAAAGCUGGACCCCAGACCAAUGCCAAAGACCGAAAAUUAUGCUUUGCGGCAAUUGCUUUCACUCAGAAGUGUUCCGUUGCGCCCCCGCAGGCGGAAAAGCUGGCGGAAUACAAGCCGAAGCUGGACCCCCGCACUUUUGGCCGCCAAACUACGAGCGUCUCGGCAGACGACGAAGACACAGACGCUAAGCCAGAAAAUUGCGGCCUGGAAGAAAUUGUUUCUGGCUUUGGCCUGCGUCGCCUGCGUCCUGAUGGGCUCUUUGCCGGAGGCGACUGCGCAGCAGGCCGCAACUCGGAACGUCACCUUUGGCGCGCGGUGGUCCCCGGCCCCGGUCCGAACCUCAUUGGGACCGCCGGUACCACCGGCACCUUCCCACCUUCGUCGUUCUGCAGCAACGACGGCAUUACCCUGGCCCUCCAAAUCCCGAACGAGAGCGGGUGCGCGGCCGCGUGCGUCGCGUGGAACCUGGUCAGGGGGAUCCCCGGCGGCGCGUUUGCGGCCGUGCCCGCGUGCGUCGGCUUCAGCUACGUCCUGGAGUUUCACGAGGCGCUCGCCGGCCCGCCGGCCGGGUGCUGCAAGCUUCUGUCGGCGAGCCAGCCGCUGGUGGACAGCGGACCGGCGUAUACUACUUACGGUGAGAGCUCCGGGCAGUGGGACUUACCUGACCGCUGCGCACGCGCGCGCACUGCAAACGAAGGCAAGUUUAUGAGGCCUCAACACUCUCAGACGCGCGCGCCGGUCUCAAACGUCCGGCUGAGAGACCCAAAACGCUUAUGA